AUGUCCGACAAACUCUCAAUCCGUUCUACAUCCUCUCUCUGUCUCUCCUAUUUCUCUCUCUCUCUCAAUAUCUCUCUCGCAUCUCAUCCAUCUCUCUCUCUCUCUCUCAUCUAUCUUUCUCAUCUCUUUGCUUUUAUCUCUCUCUCACACCCAUCUGUCUAUCUCUUUCUCAUUCUUUAUUCUCCCUCUAUUUCCUUCACUGGUAAUUCUAACCCCACCCUCCCUCUCACUCGUAAUUCUCUAUGUCUUGUUAUCUAUCUAUAUAGCAUUCAUUCUUCUUUUUCUUUUCCUUUCCUUUCCUUUCCUUUCCUUUCCUUUCCUUUCCUUUCCUUUCCUUUCUUUCUUUCUUUCUUUCUUUCUUUCUUUCACCAUAUUUCGUUCUUAUUCCCUUCUCACGAAUUUCUUCCUUUCUUUUUAAUUGACUUCUUUCUUUCUUUUUUCUUCUUUCUUUCUUUCUUUCUUUCUUUCUUUCUUUCUUUCUUUCUUUUUGACUCCUAUGUCUUAUACCGAUUUCUUUCUUUCUUUCUAUUUUUCUAUGUUCUUUCUAUUUUUCUUUCUUUCUUUCUUUCUUUCUUUCUUUCUUUCUUUCUUUCUUUCUUCGUGCGUGUGUAA
This is a messenger RNA of Acanthosepion pharaonis, 612 nucleotides long. NCBI's taxonomy places the organism in Eukaryota, Metazoa, Mollusca, Cephalopoda, Sepiida, Sepiidae. The record is from the annotation of a GenBank genome assembly.